UUGAAGGCUUGCUUUGACAGGAUUUUCCUUGUGAUGGACAGCGCGGCUUAGCCUUUCCGAGGCAGGACCUGGCCGGUAGGGUAGGCGGGACCUGACGGGUCAGCCGAACCAAUCAGAAGGCGGAGUUGGCUUCCCUGGCUUCUCCCGAGAGCCGCCGUUCCUGUGCGAUGCUGGCCGUUCCGAGAGCGCGAGAUGACUGCUAGAAGCAUGAGAAAACGGAUGUGGCUUCUGUUCUAAAGACAACAUAGUUCUAUAGUUCUCCCUUGCCCUGAUGUGCUAGGGAAGCUGAUCUGUGCUGCAUACCAGAAGUCUGUAACUGGGGAACAGUGGAAGGCCAAUAUCUUAUAGAUUGUGCCACUGAAGACAUGGCUCUGAGCAUUGAAACAGAAUCGCGAAUAUACCGCUCCCUCCGGGCUAUCUUUGGUGCCACUGCCCACCUCGUUGCACUUGGAUUUACUAUCUUUGUUGCCGUGCUUGCCCGACCUGGAUCAAGCCUUUUCUCAUGGCAUCCUCUCUUAAUGUCUCUUGCGUUUUCCUUCCUGAUGACUGAAGCCUUGCUGGUUUAUUCUCCAGAGAGUUCCCUUCUCCGGUCCUUUUCCCGUAAGGCCAAGGUCCGCUUCCACUGGGCUUUACAGCUGCUCUCUUUCAUCUGUGCAGUGUUGGGCUUGGCCAUCAUCAGCUAUAAUAAGUACAUCAACGGUAAAGACCACUUUGUCACCUGGCAUGGCCAGACAGGCUUGCUGACUGUGCUAUAUGCAGGCAUGCAGUGCAUGGGGGGGCUGGCACUGCUCUAUCCCAAGUUGAUUAAGAACUGGACACUGAGCAAACUCAAGCUUUACCAUGCCACCUCAGGGCUGAUUGGGUACCUCCUUGGUUGUGCCAGUUUGCUGCUGGGCAUGUGUUCCUUGUGGUUCACUGCAGCUGUGACUGGAAUCUCCUGGUAUCUGUCCAUCUUAUGUCCUAUCCUCACCAGCCUGGUAAUCAUGAACCAAGUGAGCAAUGCUUACCUCUACCGCAAAAGAAUCCAGCCUUGAAAGAAUAUGCCUACUGGGUUCCUUGAAGAGUUCCUGCAUCAUCUUUAAGGAGUUCCAUAGCCUUGUAUGGCACAAGCACUGAAGAAUCCUUUUUUAUCUGCCUAGACUUUUAGAUGGCAAUUUUUAAAAAAACCUAGACCUCUGAUUUCCUUCUGUUGUUUAAAUCCUGGAGAUGCUUAUAGUAUUGUACCAUUUUAUUUACAGAGCCAGGGUCCAUGCAGCUUUUGGCAUAAAUCUGGAAAUGCAUCACUGUAGUGCUGCAUAAUAGUCCAGCAGCUAUCUGUUGCUGCCUUCUCAUGAGACAACGAUAUAUAUUACUCAGCUGACUAUUGGAACUGAAAGGUUUCCCCUCUUAAACAUACGCACCUGGCUCAAUGCCUUUAGCUCCUUUUCUCUUGUUAAGAGUGGGGAGCAGAAGUGAUGCAGAUCAGGGGAAAGAUGUAUAUUUGUUAACAUUCCUUCUGGACAGGGAAAGAGAGGCUUCUCUUCAAUAUCACAGCAUUUCAAAUAACAGUAUUUCCCUCUUUAAAAAAAAGCAAAGUGAAAUGCGCAGCUUCCUCUGUUAGGAGGGGCUGUUUAAUGUCUGCUACCUGGUGGCCAAGAAGACAUUUUAUUAAAAAUCAGAGCUUGGCAAAAAUUGCUUUUGGACUACAACUGAUAUGACCAUGCUUUUUAGAUGACUGGGGGACCUGUCACCUUAACAUAAGUUUCUCCACACACUUUUUAAAAACUGAACAAUAGCAGUGCUUGGGAAUGGGUUAGGACCUUCCAUAAGUAGAAUAAUAGUGCUUUCUUGCUAUUGAAGAGCAAUUAUUUCUCCAUUUCACUAUUUUGCUCUGGUCCUCUCUAGUUGUGCUCUGGUCUUCUGUAGUUGAUUUUGCUGCCUUGACAGCAGGCAUCUUAUACAGUCUUAGCUGAAAGUAAACAUGUUUUGUUUGUUUUGGGGAAACAGUGCAAUCAGUAUGAAUUGGGUAGAAAUGAUGCAUAGUGAGCAUUUACAGCACAGUUCCAUUGCUACAAGCACAAUACUGUGUGAUAUUUAAAUUUCCCAUUUGAUCUCUGUCAUCAGUGGUUUGUUGCAGUUGGAAGUGACUCACUGCCCAAUUGCACCUUGGGCAGCUAUCAUCUCACAUAUCCGUUUGCUCCAUUAAGAGUAAAAGGGCUGGCCUGGCCUGUUACCUGAGCACAUUCAUGGUCAACAGCGACCAGGGAGCAUCACAUAUCAAUGCUCUCUGAUGGGAAGGAGAGGUGGAAAUGAGAUUCACUCAGCUCUUUUGUUUUCUUGGAUUCCAAUGUGCUUGAAUCCUGACAUUAGAUCCUUAAUUGGAAGUGAGUUGUAGGCUUAUUUUACAGAUAGGUAACUAAAAGGAAGACCUGAUUUCUAAAGGUUGCUCAUUGAACCUAAUACAAAAAUUUACGAUGCUUGCUGCUCUGUCUGCAGUGGCAUUUUGACCAAAGUUCCCAAGUCUUUGAUUGUUCAUAAGAAAUGAACAAGUCAGUUCCAGAAAAAGAGUUCCUUCAGGAAAGAACAUUCUUUUAGAACUUACCAUUCCAACCAGACUGUGACAAGUAUGCAUGUGCUGGCGAGCAGCACUUGUAUUGCUGUUUUCAUUUAAUUCCCCUAUAGAAGUGCUGCCUGCCCAGAAGCACUGACGUUCUUGAAGGGGCCUUUGGAAAAGUACAAGCAAAUGUCUGUGGCUUUAGGCCAUGUAAGCUGUUGGCUAAGCAUCCCUCUCUUGGAUGGUGCUGUCAGAGGCAAGGAUAAAUCACAGCAGCUUUCCCUUUUAUGUCACUAGAACUCAGGACAGCCCCCCCCUUUUUUUCUGGAAACUGCUCAAGGAAAGCUUCCCCCAUCCUUUCAUUCAUUAGUGUGAUGGGACAGCAUGCAUCUGCCUUUGCCAAGAAGGAAUGGCCCGGGAAAAGCUAUGGCGAGGGGGCGCUGGGGGAAGGAAAGGCCAAAGGUGUGAGCAAGAAUGGAGAUAUGGCUCUAAUCUAACCAAAGUUAAUUACGAUUUAAGUUAGUGAAGCAAAGUAUCUCAAGGCCUAUUUUCAAAGAAAUCAACUUUAGUCUGACUGGAGCCAGACUACAAUCCGGUACCUCUGAAUGAAACCUAGUACCCAGGAAUAACAAGAACAUCAGAAGAGUGUGCCUGUGAACAGGAUCUCAGUAGAGCUCCUUCGACAGAGCAGCACAGUGGUACUGGAGUGACUGUUUUAAAGCAGCAUUUAAAUGUCUGUAGUUUGUAGUGGUACGCACCUUAGGUAUCCUAUUGUAGCGUCAUUUGUUUUAGUAUACAUUUUGCCACGUAGUAUUAUGGGAAGAUCCCGCCAGUAUUAAUAAAAGGUGUGAGUGGGGGUACUUGACUAUCUUUACAGUGGAGCAUUGUUUCUCUACUUUACUUUUCUCUACUCAGCGAUACCAGGUGCUUUACUGACACCUGAGAUUGGAUUAUGUCAACAGAGAUGCUUCUUUCAUCUUCUUUACAUGUAUUAAUCUGGCUGAAAUAACAAAUUUUUGCUUCAGUGGGAGGUGUUCUGGCCUUGUCACACAAGUACUGAGGUCACAGAAAUUUCAUGUACUUCAGGAAAUGUGAAGCUGCCCCCACAAAAACUGCUGUUCAUACUGAAUGGUGUGGUGGGUCUCUCUGCAGGGCAGGUGAACUCAUCACUAAUCCUGAGUAAGGAAAGAGAAUCUGUAUUCAAGAGCAGUGUAAUAAAUAAUGCUUUAAAACAACUAUAA
Pogona vitticeps (central bearded dragon) is the source of this 3774-nucleotide messenger RNA. It is a transcript of the gene CYB561D2, whose product is annotated as cytochrome b561 family member D2. Gene Ontology annotation, molecular function: transmembrane monodehydroascorbate reductase activity. Gene Ontology annotation, cellular component: endoplasmic reticulum. Lineage: Eukaryota; Metazoa; Chordata; Lepidosauria; Squamata; Agamidae. The record is from RefSeq and is a predicted model, not a curated record.